GCGGCGCGGGGCGGCCUCGGGGCUGCCGCCGCCGCCUCCCCUCACCGCAGGCGCUGCCGGCGCGGAGCGGAGCGGGCCGGGCCGGGCCCGCCCGGGCCCGCCCGCCCGCCGCGGCCACCGCCGCGGCCACCGCCACCAUUCCGCCCCUACCGUCCCGUUGCCGGCGGCCCCCAGCUGCCACCAUGCAGGAGCUCAUCGCCAGCGUGGACCACAUCACGUUCGACCUGGAGCUGGCCGUGGAGCAGCAGCUGGGGGCGCAGCCGUUGCCCUUCCCUGGCAUGGACAAAUCGGGCGCGGCUGUCUGUGAGUUCUUUUUAAAGGCGGCAUGUGGAAAAGGGGGAAUGUGCCCGUUCCGACACAUCAGCGGGGAAAAGACAGUUGUUUGUAAACACUGGCUGCGAGGACUGUGCAAAAAGGGAGACCAGUGCGAGUUUCUGCACGAGUAUGACAUGACCAAGAUGCCUGAGUGUUACUUCUACUCCAAAUUUGGGGAAUGCAGUAACAAAGAAUGUCCAUUCUUGCACAUCGACCCGGAGUCUAAGAUCAAAGACUGUCCCUGGUAUGACAGAGGCUUCUGUAAACACGGUCCCCUGUGCAGACACCGGCACACUCGGAGAGUCAUUUGUGUGAAUUACCUGGUAGGAUUCUGCCCAGAGGGACCUGCCUGUAAAUUCAUGCACCCUCGGUUUGAACUGCCAAUGGGAACCACAGAGCAACCACCACUGCCUCAGCCGACACAAACACAGCAAAAGAGGACACCCCAAGUCAUUGGAGUCAUGCAGUCUCAAAACAACAACACUGGGAACAGAGGACCCCGACCCCUGGAGCAAGUCACCUGCUACAAGUGUGGAGAAAAAGGUCAUUAUGCCAACAGAUGCACCAAAGGACAUCUGGCCUUUCUCAGUGGGCAGUGAAGGAGCAGAAGGUGCAAGGUUGCUGUUGCCACUGAGGAAAGGUUCCUGCCUAGCACUAUGUCUGGAGCUAUUAAUCAGGUUGUUUUUUAAUGCCAUUACUGAAAGAACUGGUCAGAGGCUGGCUGCUGCUAAGCAAACAUUUUUGUAACUCUCCCCAACUUUUUUUUUAAGUUUUAACCUUUUUAAAACCGAUUUUGGCCUCCGCCUGUUUUCAUUGAGCCCUGAUGAAAGGUAGAUCUAAGAGCCAGUAGAUAAACCAACCCCUUACUGGUGCAGCACCCCAGGUAAACACAUCUUAGGCCAGCGUUUCUUUAAAAAGUAUUUUCCUUCUGCCAUUUCUCUCUGGAGAACCUGCAGCGUUUCAGCCUUCCCUGUGGAAGCAGGAAGACUAACUGGGAAAAAUUCACACUUGCAAUGCCUUCUCCUCAGGGGAUUCUGCUGUCCUGGAGCUCCUAAACGGCCAAGUCAUGUCUCCAGGCCCAGCCUGGUAAAGCUUGUCCUGGUGGCUGACCUAACACUUUAAGUACAUCAGGCAGUAAAAACUCGUGUCCACUUGCUUUGUUUCUGUGCUUCUUGCUGUACUGAAGGUUAGAAAUUAAAUCUUGCGGGUGAGAACCAAUCAAGGGGAGAAAAAAAAUUGGCAGAAUCUCUCAGCCAGACAGUAAGGAACAGGGCAAUAAUCCUUAUGGUUACAAGGAAAGCUGCAUCUGUGCCCAGUUCCCAUUUGCAAAGAGCAAGGAGGGAAAUGAGUGUGGCUUGAAGAGUAGGAAUAGAAGAGCCUUCUCAGCCCUCACCAUCCAGCUCACACUGGGCAGGGAUUCCCACAGCCUAGAGAAGAGCUGGAAGUGGAGCUGUAUCUUCCUAUGGAACACUGCUUUGGAAAGUGGUAGAGAUUUCUUUUGAGAGCAAUUUUUUUUUUUUUCUUUUUUGCAAACCCAAACCCCCUUUGUUUUGAGAAGACUUAUUUCUAUAGGGCCAAUGACAAAAUAUAAAUUAAAAAAAAAAAAAAGAAAAAAAAAAACCCACGUUUCCUCCACAAUGUGAGCCUUACUGAUUCUACCCAUCUCUCGUUUGCUGCCUGCCUUUAUCCUUUGUUUUUACUGAACUGUACUGAUGGCAAAAGCUGGCUGUGAAUUUAUUUUUCUUUAAGAACACGGUGAUCUGGCUGGAUUAAGAGAAGUGAAGAGCCUG
Molecule: messenger RNA, 2105 nt
Organism: Empidonax traillii (willow flycatcher)
Lineage: Eukaryota; Metazoa; Chordata; Aves; Passeriformes; Tyrannidae
Gene: CPSF4
Product: cleavage and polyadenylation specific factor 4
Exons: 8
Coding region: 183-914 (243 amino acids)
Molecular function (GO): zinc ion binding; RNA binding
Source: RefSeq, a predicted model, not a curated record